This is a messenger RNA of Glarea lozoyensis ATCC 20868, 930 nucleotides long. RefSeq lists its product as uncharacterized. The transcript has a single exon. Gene Ontology annotation, cellular component: CURI complex; UTP-C complex. Lineage: Eukaryota; Fungi; Ascomycota; Leotiomycetes; Helotiales; Helotiaceae. The coding region runs from base 1 to 930 and encodes 309 amino acids. The record is from RefSeq and is a predicted model, not a curated record. Gene Ontology annotation, biological process: rRNA processing; ribosomal small subunit assembly.
AUGGCGCCGACUAUCAAGUCUUACACUGUCUUACCUCUCAACAUACCAAGAACACCUGCGUUUCCCAAGACUACGACACACGCCAUCUACCUCCAGCCGCAUGCGCCCAAAAUACUAACAGAAGAAGACUCUCGAAGCUUGUUUCUAGUAAACAUUCCGAUUGAUUCCACACCAGCCCAUAUAAGGGGAAUCAUUGGUGACUUGCUUGGCGCAGCAGGACGGGUGGAGGACGUACAUUUCGAAGGCGAAAAGAGAAAACCAAUACCUUCGACAGAUGUGGUAGCAGUCGGGUCAUCAAACAAAAAGCGCAAAAGAGGUCACGAGGAUUCAAGUAUUGAGUUCGACGAAGCUCUGCCAGAGGUUUGGGAUCGACCUCUCCAUCGGAGCGGUAGUACGGCAAUUGUUGUGUUUGUGGAUGCUAAAAGCGCCGAGGCAGUCUUAAAGGCCAUUCGAAAAAUACACAAGUCGGGAAAGACAAAUAAAUUUCCAACAUGGGGAGCAGGAAUUGAGAGCAAAGUGCCUCAGUUGGGAAGCUCGAGGUACAUCAACCACCACGAACUGCGCUUCCCAGAUGUACAUACUCUGCAGAUGAAUGUCGACGCAUAUAUGACCGUAUUCAAUUCGAAGGAAGAGCAGAAGAAGAGAGAAGAUGCCAGGAAGAGAAAUAUGCCGGAUGAGGAUGGUUUUGUUACUGUCACAAGAGGUGGAAGAACUGGACCGGCAAGACGUGAAGAUGUGGAAGAGAAGAGGAUAGAAAUGGAGGCACGAGAAGAAAAGAAGCGAAAGGAACUAGAAGGCAAGGGAUUCUACAGAUUUCAAGUUCGUGAGAAGAGGAAACAAGAGCAAGGAGAAUUGAUCAAGCAGUUCGAAGAGGAUAAGCGGAGGAUUGAGAAGCUGAGAGAAAUUAGAGGGCGGAAAGGAAAGGUUUGA